CCAUUAUUCUUCAUGGUAUCGGAGCCUAAUUAAACAAAAAAAGAAACCCUAACCCUACCUCUCGGCUCUCCCUCUCCCUCUCGGCAGUUCCAGCGGCAGCGCCGCCUCUCCCUCUCGUCGCCGGCAGCAGCCCCUCUCCUCCUCUCCUCCCUUCGUCGCCGGCUCUCUUCUCUCCAAUGGCCGACAACGAGGUCACCUCCAACACCAACGCCACCCUGGCAAAGACUCCUCAUCUAGCUUUCACGACGAUCUCCAACGUCAAACUCCAUGUUCCGGUUCUUCUCAGCCUCUCUCAACCGAACUACAAAAAGUGGAGUUGCCUCUUUCUCCUCCUGGUUCGCCGAUUCAAUCUCCAAGACUACAUCAACGGCUCUGUCGUCCCCCUCUCUGAAGACGACGAUGAAUGGCUCCAACUUGACGCUCUCCUCCACGGAUGGAUUCUGUCCACCAUCUCCGACGAAGUCUCCGAUCUGGUUAUCUCCUCUGUCUCCACCGCUUCUGCUCUCUGGAAGGUUAUUCACGAUCUGUUUCACGACAACAAGAACGCUCGUGCCAUGCAACUAGAACACGAGUUCCGCACCACCGUCAAAGGCAACAUAACCAUGGCGGCCUAUUGUCAACAUCUGCAAAAUCUUGCCGAUUGGCUAGACGAUGUUGAUGCCCCGGUGUCCCAGCACCAACUUGUUCUUCAGAUGCUUCGUGGUCUCCCCGCGGAUCUGCAGGCCCAGACAUCUUUUCUUCAAUUUCAGGAUCCGCUGCCCACUUUUCUACAAGCCCGCUCCGCUCUCAUGUUAUUGGACCGGCAGCGGUCUCCCAUGGCCACCGGUAGCACGGCUCUUCUCGCCGGUCAGCCCGGCGCCAACAACGGCAGUCGGCAACCAUCCAGCGGCGGCAGCGGGAAGGGGGGGCCAGCACGGCGGCAGCAGCGGUGACAGCUUCCAUGGCGGCGGGCUCCAGCACGGCGGCAGCUACGGUGAGGGCAGCUCCUUCGAACAACGCAACGGCUACGGACGCGGCGGCGGGCGAGGCAACGGCUCUCGAGGUAGAGGUCGUGG
Cuscuta campestris is the source of this 1055-nucleotide messenger RNA. The record is from the annotation of a GenBank genome assembly. NCBI's taxonomy places the organism in Eukaryota, Viridiplantae, Streptophyta, Magnoliopsida, Solanales, Convolvulaceae.